UCAGUGAAUAAUAUACUGCGUGAACCUUUUACAAAAGUUUUUCGCGCAUUUUUCAUUACAUCGAUACACUUUCCUGCGGGCGCUCCUGAUCCUUGGCGUAGUGGCGUCUGGAUGUCGGGCGUCUGAAUGCCGCGCUCCCCAUACGAAAUUUCCCGUCUGGCAUUCUAGUUUGGAUGCAUCUCAUCGCAAGUCGUCCAAGAUGACUGUGGCUAGAAUAACCGAUAGACUCUGUACUGUCAAAGUUGGUUGGUUUAUUGUGAUGUUUGUUAAUUUUGUCUUCGGAGUUUCUGGUGUGUUUAUAUGUAGUUAUAAAUUAAAUACGAUAAAGGAUGAAGAUGUCAAGAUUAACUUCUUUAAAUUGUCCAUGUUUUUUGCUGUUUCGAAUCUAUUGUUAAGUGUACUUUUACUGGUUUCGAUAUUGAAGAAUAGCCAAAGAUAUGCUUUUUUGUAUGCUGUUCUAUGUUUCCUAAGCCUUUUUGCAGCUACAUUCCACAUUGAGAGCAAUACUAAUAGAAAUACAACGUUCCUAAUUCUGUUUACAGUGUUUGCUUUACUUUGUUUCGGAUGGUUUUGUGUACACGGAGCUUAUCAAAUCAUUCGAAAGGAAAAAGAGCAUGAAGAUGAAUGUAAUAAUGGAAUAGCAGUUUAGUUAACACAUUUUAAAUAUAUACUCAUAGAAUGUGAUCGUCAUGUAUUUAUAAGAUUCAUCAAUAAAACUUGUUUAUGUACAUCUCAACUUUAUUUUUUAUAUUAUUUAUUUA
Molecule: messenger RNA, 761 nt
Organism: Aethina tumida (small hive beetle)
Lineage: Eukaryota; Metazoa; Arthropoda; Insecta; Coleoptera; Nitidulidae
Exons: 4
Coding region: 200-649 (149 amino acids)
Source: RefSeq, a predicted model, not a curated record